Hevea brasiliensis (rubber tree) is the source of this 2158-nucleotide messenger RNA. RefSeq names its product probably inactive leucine-rich repeat receptor-like protein kinase At5g48380. The transcript is spliced from 2 exons. Gene Ontology annotation, molecular function: protein kinase activity; ATP binding; protein binding. NCBI's taxonomy places the organism in Eukaryota, Viridiplantae, Streptophyta, Magnoliopsida, Malpighiales, Euphorbiaceae. The coding region runs from base 186 to 1988 and encodes 600 amino acids. Gene Ontology annotation, biological process: protein phosphorylation. The record is from RefSeq and is a predicted model, not a curated record.
AAUUGUGCGAGGAAACAUCCUCUCCCUCCACUGUUUCAGCUUCAAGACUUGCAUUUCCAUGCAGUUGAAGACUUGCUUUUCGAUGACUCGCUCAUUUUCCACACGCUUAUUCUUGCCGUCUUUCAAGGGUUGGACUAUCUAUCACUUGGUAGUAUUUCAAGAAACUUUGCUUAAUUCAUUAUGUCAUGAUUUUCCACCAUUCUGAGCUCUUCAUAGAAGAAAUUAAUAUGAGUCUCUUUAUCCACUUAGCUCUCUGGUCAUUGCUGGUUACUGCUGCUUUUAGUACUGAGACAGAUAUUGCUUGCCUGAAGUCUAUUAAAGAUUCUUUUGAAGAUCCUCGAAAUAGCUGGAAGUAUUCAUGGAACUUGAACAACAAUACUGGAGAUUUCCUCUGUUAUUUUAAAGGAGUUGAUUGCUGGCACGAGGAUGAGAAUAGAGUCUUAAAUCUCCAUUUGGUGAACUUGGGGCUCAGAGGCAACUUUCCUAGGGGCAUAGAGAACUGUACCAGCAUAACAGGUUUAAAUCUUUCAGGCAAUCAACUCUCAGGCACAAUCCCAUCUGAUAUAUGCAACAAAAUCCCAUAUAUAUCUGUACUUGAUCUCUCCAACAACAGUAUCUCUGGUGAAAUCCCUUCUGGUUUUGCAAACUGUUCUUAUCUUAAUGUCCUCAGACUCGACAACAACCAGCUAACAGGGCAAAUCCCAGCACAAAUUAGCUUGCUUUAUCGAAUCAAGAGCUUUAGUGUCGCUAACAAUCUCUUGUCUGGGCCGGUACCUAACUUUAGAUUCACUGUUGAGGCUGAUAGUUUUGCAAAUAAUUCAGGACUCUGUGGACGACCAUUGGAUCCUUGCCUUCGCUCUCCUCCAAAUGAGUUCUCUUUUUCCUUCAUCACAGGGUUUGUGGUUGGUUAUAUGGUUGCUAUAGCUUUGGUUUUGUAUCUUUAUUUUUGGUUUUCUAUGUCCAAAAGGUCUAAGAAGAAAUCGAUGGAGAAGAAAAUCAAAAAGGGAAGACAACCAAUUGAUGGAAGAAGGAUGGAUAUAAAGAUGUCUACACUGGAAAGGCUGGUUACCAGAAUGAGUUUCAAAGAAAUUUGUGAGGUAACUUCAAACUUCAGCAAAGAGAAUGUCAUCGGUUUAGGAAAUAUGGGAACAAUGUACAAGGCAACACUUCCAAAUGGUUGGUUUCUUGCUAUUAAGAGGCUGCAUAACUCCCAACAUUUCAAGAAAGAAUUUGUCACUGAGGUCAUGACUCUGGGUAGGUUGAGACACAGUAACUUAGUGCCCCUACUAGGUUUCUGCAAAGACAAGAAGGAAAUGCUUCUGGUGUACAAAUACAUUUCAAAUGGAACCCUCUUUGAUUGGCUACACCAUGUCAAUGCUAUUGAUUGGACUUUAAGGGUUAAAGUGGCCAUUGGGCUUGCAAGAGGAUUGGCUUGGAUUCAUUACAACCCCAGUGUUCAGGCAGUCCAUCUUAACAUAAACUCUAAAUGCAUCUUACUUGAUCAGAAAUUUGAGCCCAAAUUAUCGAAUUUUGGUGGAGCACUGUUCAUCAAUCCAAAUGAAACUCAAUCAACAAGGGACUUCAUUGUGAAUAGAGAAUUCUGGGAUAUUGGCUUUGUUAAGAAGGAUGUUCACAGCUUUGGGAUGAUUCUUCUUGAGCUAAUCACAGGGAAAGAUCCUUGCAGGAUCAUAAAAUCUUUCAGCAUAUUUAAUAAGACUCCAAAAGAAUUGACCACUGAUCUCUCGACAAGUUCUUCUGGGUUCUAUGAUGCUAUUGAGAAAUGUAUUGUUGGGCAAGGAAACGAUGGGGAGAUCUUUCAGGUCCUGAGAAUUGCAUGUGACUGUGUUCAAGAUUUUCCAGAUCGAAGGCCAACAAUGCUUCAGGUGUAUCGAGCAUUAAGAGCUAUUGGAGAGAGACAUGGCCUCACCGAUGAUUCUGAUAUGUUGUCGCAAACUGAAAUUGCCAUGUUUAAGUUUGAUUUGAAAUAACAAAGGCCUAGUGAAGCAUCAUUAAUGUUAUAUGAGUACUAAUGAACUUUAUUUCAAUAAUAUUGUAAUCCUCUCUAGAAUUGUGAGCUCUUGAAUUCCGGAUGUAUUUCGCAAGUAUACGGGUCAUAUCUAAUAAUAAAGUGAUAAGUCAAGUAUCGUUCCCACGAAAA